This is a messenger RNA of Lizanozyma spartinae, 816 nucleotides long. RefSeq names its product proteasome regulatory particle lid subunit. Gene Ontology annotation, cellular component: cytoplasm; proteasome regulatory particle, lid subcomplex; nucleus. The record is from RefSeq and is a predicted model, not a curated record. Gene Ontology annotation, molecular function: ubiquitin binding; proteasome binding; endopeptidase activator activity. The transcript is spliced from 2 exons. Bases 1 to 816 code for a protein of 271 amino acids. Gene Ontology annotation, biological process: ubiquitin-dependent protein catabolic process. Lineage: Eukaryota; Fungi; Ascomycota; Pichiomycetes; Serinales; Debaryomycetaceae.
AUGUCCAGUGGAGUGAAGUUUAAUGCCGGGAAGGUGCUAUACGAUGAAGAAACCAAAAAGUGCGAGCCCUUAGCAAUCAAGGGCCAAGUCACCAUAACUCAAAUGGAAGAUGAGAGCAUGUAUGAAUUUGUGUGGAAUCCUAAGGCAGAUUCAAGUAAUCUUGAAAAAGAUGAAUUAUUGAUUAUGCCUGGUGAUGUUACCUUCAAGCAAGUGAAAUCAUGUAAGACUGGACGUGUAUUUGCCCUAACAUACUUGUCUUCUGGAGCCAAGUAUUUAUAUUGGUUACAGGACCCUGGUGAUGAUCAAGAGUUGGACCAAUUGACUGCUAAAGAUGAAGCAUUGGUUAAGGAAAUAGAAACGUUAUUUGCUUCUGAAGGUGAUGAAGAAGAGGAAGAAGAGGAGAAAACUGCUAUCACUUCAGCUCGUGACGCUGAAGAAAAUAAAGAUACCAUGAUAUCUUUCCCACAAUCUAUUACAUCAAUUUUAACUGAAGAAAAUGUCAAAAAGUACUUUGAUACCUUGACUGAAGAUGAAGCCGCAAAAAUUAUGGCCCCUAUAUUGCCAGAAGAAUAUAAGAAUACUCGGAAAUUGGAUAAGGAGUUUUUGCUUAAAGUAUUCCGCAGUGGGGUAUUCAAAAGACAAGUAAGAUAUCUUGAAGGCAUUCUUAGUUCUGUGCCAGGCAGUGGAAUGCUUAUGUCUCAAUCAUUAAAAUUUGAGUAUAGUGGCGAAGGUGUCGGGGCAUUCCUUCGGGGCAUUAGCCAAUUGGCUGUCAAGGAGCAGCAGAAGAAAGAUAAUGAUAACGAAGAGCAACAAUAA